AUGUCCGAUAAACUUGUUAUCAAAGACCAUUCCACCCAUAAAUUCUCACCAGAUCCUCAAUUCAUUGCCAAAAGGUUGGCCCUUUUCCAACAGUUAUAUGAGGCUCAGCAGACAAAACUUGACAGCUUGGAAAAACAGUCUAUUUCGGUGGAAUUGCCAGAUGGAACAGUUGUUGAGGCUACUACCGCAACUAAACCAAUAGAAAUUAUAUCAAGAUUUUCAAAGGGGGAAUCUAGAAAAGCCAUAGUUGCACAGAUUUUAACCAGAGAUAAUACCAGUGACAUUGACCAUAAAAUUGGAGAAUUGUCAAUAGAUGACGAUGAGGGGUCAAUCAGCGGUAAAAAUGGCUGGAAGCUUUGGGAUUUAAAUAGACCAUUAGAAGAGAGUUGCAAACUUAAUUGGUUAACAUUCGAUUCAAAAGAGGGUUCCAAGGUAUUUUGGCACUCAAGCGCCCAUUUACUUGGCUAUGCCCUAGAAAAGUUGUAUGGAGCCUACUUGGGAAUUGGUCCACCCAUUACCAAGGGCUAUUAUUACGAUAGCUAUAUUGGCAAUAAAACACUUCAUCCCUCAUCGGAUGAGAAGAUUGAGGAGGUAAUAAACGAUAUUGUAGCAAAAAACUUGCCCUUUGAGCGUCUUGUAUGUACCAAGGAGGAGGCACUGCAAUUAAUGUGUCACAAUCCUUUUAAGCAAGAACUUAUACAUAAAAAGUUGUCGGAUGGGGAUAAUACUGUUUGCUAUCGCUGCGGUGAUUUCGUUGACUUAUGCAUGGGACCUCACCUGCCCUCGACUGGCUAUGUCAAAUCUAACAAGAUAAUGAAAUUUUCUUCGGCCUAUUGGCUAGGGGAUUCCAAAUCGGAUUCAAUGCAAAGAGUUUAUGGGGUUUCAUUUCCAGAUAAGGCGAAUCUCAAUAACUACCUCAAAUUUUUGGAAGAAGCAAAGCAACGGGAUCACCGUGUUCUUGGUACCAAUCUUGGGUUGUUUUAUUUAGAUUCCAACGAAAGUCCAGGCUCAUGCUUCUGGCUACCAAAGGGUGCAAAAUUUUAUAACAGAUUAAUCGAAUUUUUAAGACAUCAAUAUGCUUUGAGGGGUUAUCAAGAGGUUAUCACUCCAAAUAUUUUUAGUUGUGAUUUAUGGAAAAAGUCUGGGCAUUAUGACAACUACCGGGAGUCAAUGUUUAUUUUUGACGUGGAGGGAAAGGAAUGGGGAAUGAAACCUAUGAAUUGUCCUGGUCAUUGUAUACUAUUUAAGCAUAUGAACUUGAGUUAUCGUCAGUUACCCCUUAGGAUGGCUGACUUUGGGGUCUUGCACCGCAAUGAGUUAUCAGGGUCCCUAAGCGGUUUGAUAAGGGUACGUCGAUUCCAGCAAGAUGACGCUCACAUUUUCUGUACCCCUGAUCAAAUUAAUGAAGAAAUUGUUUCGCUGCUAAGCUUUUUGUUGAAAGUAUACGGGCUAUUUGGUUUCACUUGUGAAUUUAAACUAUCGACUAAGCCUUCCAAGGCAAUAGGUGAUACUGCACUCUGGAACAAGUCUGAAGCGGCCCUUGAAGAAGCUUUAAAUUCGCUUAAUUUGAACUGGACAUUGAACCCUGGAGAAGGCGCUUUUUAUGGCCCCAAAAUCGAUGUGUUGGUAAAAGACUGUUUGGACCGUGAUCAUCAAUGUGGAACAAUUCAACUUGAUUUUAAUUUGCCACAAAGGUUCAAUCUAGAAUACCGCGAUUCCAACUUUGAAGAAACAGUAAAUGAAAAAUCAGUUACAAACACAGAUAGUGAGAAGCAUACAACUCGCCAUGGUUGGUCCAGGCCUGUACUUAUCCAUAGAGCUAUUUUUGGUUCUUUGGAACGCUUUAUAGCCAUUUUGUUAGAACAAACAAAUGGUAAACUUCCUUUUUGGUUGAACCCUUGCCAGGCCGUGGUAAUACCUGUCGCUGAUCGCCAUUUGGAAUAUGCCAAGGAGGUUAAUCGCCUCCUCAUUUCCCAAGGCUUCAAUUCCAACAUUGAUGCCACCUGCAGCACUGUAAAUAGGAAGAUUAGGCAGGCUCAGUUGGAGCAGGUCAACUAUAUGAUUGUCGUGGGCGAUAGAGAAACUGAAACUAAAACGGUUACAUUGAGGGCUAGAGAUUCGCCGGAUCGACAAAAGACCACGAGUCUCCAGGAUAUGAUUGAGAUUUUUAAGGAACUAAACAAAUGGCCUAUUUGA
Molecule: messenger RNA, 2196 nt
Organism: Babesia microti strain RI
Lineage: Eukaryota; Apicomplexa; Aconoidasida; Piroplasmida; Babesiidae
Product: tRNA synthetase class II core domain (G H P S and T)
Exons: 8
Coding region: 1-2196 (731 amino acids)
Biological process (GO): threonyl-tRNA aminoacylation
Cellular component (GO): cytoplasm; mitochondrion
Molecular function (GO): threonine-tRNA ligase activity; ATP binding
Source: RefSeq, a predicted model, not a curated record